AUGUACUCCUUACUGUCGCUGUCGCUUCUUCUGACUGGCGCUGUGGCUGGCCCGUUGAGCAAGCGGGAUUCGAUUACAGCCGUAGUAGACCUUGGGACAUCCAAAGGAACUCCCCAACAUCUUGCUUCAGGCUUCAUCUAUGGGAUUCCAGACAAGGAGAAUCAAGUCCCAGAUCACUGGUAUACGGAUAUCGACUUCCAGUACGGUCGAGCUGGUGGAGCCCAGCUGGAUGCUCCAAACAGAGGUUGGAUUUGGGGACCGACAGAGUACAACGGACGUCUCCAGUCCACACUGUCCAACUAUCGGACAUCCCGCAAGUACGGCGCGAGCUUCAUCAUCUUGCCGCACGAUAUCUGGGGCACCGAUCAUGUGAAUUCUUCGACUGUUUGGCCUGGAGACAAUGGGAACUGGGCAGACUAUGAUGCUUUUGUGAAAAAGCUACUGAACGACUUGGCUGCCAACAAUGCCCUAGACGGUCUUGUCUAUGAUGUAUGGAAUGAGCCCGACAUAAGCAUCUUCUGGGAAAGAAGUUUGCAGCAGUGGGUCGACCUGUAUAUCAGAACGCACAAGAUCAUUCGUGCGGACUCGCGUUUUAACAAGGUCAAGAUCAGCGGACCUAGUCUAGCAUUUCGCCCAAUGGCUAGCAAUGCGUGGUGGACAACCUGGCUUAAACAAAUUGCUGGAAACAAUACAGCCCCUGACCAAUACUCCUAUCACUUGGAAGGAACAUUGAGCGAGGCGGACAAUGACCCUCAAUACACCAACGCAUCUCUGAGUGCCCUUCAAAAGCAGUAUGGCCUACCUAGCCGUGAGGUCAACAUCAAUGAGUAUGCAGAAUAUUCGGAAAUGAUGCCAGCAGGCUAUGCCUGGUGGAUCAGCCGCCUCGAGCGGUAUAAUUUCUGGGGCCUUCUGGGCAACUGGCAGGGAGGAACCGUCUUGCACGACUUAUUUGCAAACUUGCUUACGAAGAAGUCGGAUCCCACCGUUUACACAGCUACGGACUACGCAGCUGCUCCCGGGUACUGGGUUUAUCGCUACUAUGCCCAGAACAUGACUGGCCACCGGGUCGCUACGACCGGCUCCACGGACACAUGGUUCGAUGUCUAUGCGACAGUGGGCGACAGAGUCCGCAUCCUUUCCGGAAGCAAAGUAAAAAUUGGAACGUGGGCCAUCCAAGUCAACAAUCUCGAGGCGAUCGGUCUGCCCUCGUCUGGAUCCGUAUCGAUCGACACCUGGGGCUUCAUUGGGGAUGAUCCGUUUGACCCAUUCAAGGUCACAGGUCCGCCGACCUUCAGGAACACGGUCUCGCACACAUACAGUGGCAACACGCUCACAUUCCCUAUUUACCAGACAGAUAACCACACUGCCUGGGCUUUUGAAUUCGAUGUCGCCAAUUAA
Messenger RNA from Phaeoacremonium minimum UCRPA7, 1398 nucleotides. Its product is annotated as putative glycoside hydrolase family 39 protein. The transcript is spliced from 3 exons. Bases 1 to 1398 code for a protein of 465 amino acids. The record is from RefSeq and is a predicted model, not a curated record. Lineage: Eukaryota; Fungi; Ascomycota; Sordariomycetes; Togniniales; Togniniaceae.